AUGAUCCAAUCCAAUCCCGACAUCCAUCUCAUCCAGAGUAAGCCAGACACCCAAGUGAGGCCUUACAGCCUGUCCCUCUCCCCAGAUGACUACCACCACUACUUACCCAAACCCAAGCGCCUGCUGCGUGCCCCCCGGUUGAAGAAGUUGCUGGGCUCUUCCUAUGAUCCCUUCUGGAUGUCUCCCGAGGACCCCCGAGGUCAGAACACAAGCCUAGAAGAAUUUGGUACCCUGAGCCAAGACCUGGCUGAACGUACCGCCCGAUAUAGGAAGAAACUUCUACAGGAGGCCAAGGGACUCGAUCUUUCUGAGCUGCUGUCUUCUGAAGAUGGGAUCUAUGGCAACCUGAGCCAAGUCCUCCUCCCCCGCCUCCAUGAGUGGCUAGUGGCUAGUGCUACCUGCCGUCUGACCUCUUCCUGGGUGGAUAUGGGACCCAUCUUCUGGCCACGCUGGGUACGCCAUACAGACUGUGACAUCACGAAUGCUGGGUGCUCUUGGCCUCCAGGCAUGGUUUGCCGGCCUGCGCAAAUCACCCACAUCAAACUCCUUGCAUGGCAUUGUUGGGUAAGCAGGGACCAAAUUCGGGGUCCUAGGAAGUCCCAUCAGCAGUGCACAUGGAGGCAAAUCCCUUAUCCUGUGGUGGCAGCAUGCAAGUGUUCCUGUUGAUGUUGAGAUAGUGUGACGGAGGUUGCAGAU
Molecule: messenger RNA, 696 nt
Organism: Elgaria multicarinata webbii
Lineage: Eukaryota; Metazoa; Chordata; Lepidosauria; Squamata; Anguidae
Product: noggin-like
Exons: 1
Coding region: 1-666 (221 amino acids)
Biological process (GO): osteoblast differentiation; dorsal/ventral pattern formation; negative regulation of BMP signaling pathway
Source: RefSeq, a predicted model, not a curated record